AUGGUGACGUCCGACACAUCAACUCCCGACACUACAUUGCGUCGACGAGCAGGCAAUGCCGACACUGCUCCUACUGCGCCCUCUUCUUCUUCUUCUUCUUCUUCAGCGAUAACAACAGGAGCGACGAAUGAAGGAACAGGAACUUCAACAGCAACUUCAACUACUCGAGCUGGCCCUCCCUCGUCCUCAACUUCAGCAGUGGACGAAACCACCUCAAUAACAACACAGCAGGACGAGAAACCGGUCUACGAGGGCAAGGUCUACUACAACGGACAGCUGUACGAGGGAACAGGACGGUUACCCCGAGACGCGCCCUUCACCCCAUCCUAUGUCAAUACCUACACAGUCAAUUCCGCCAUCGCUUUUGUAUCGCUCGUGGUUACCAUAACCUUCUUCUAUUUCAAGAUUGUGGCUGGACUACUCGAGUCCCCGCAAGUCGGACCCGACCGCGAGUUCCUGGCAUCGAUGGUGAUGGAUCAUCAUGGACCCAUUGACGGUAGUGAGCCUCGACCGUUCCUGAAGCCGAUCUGCCCCUCGCCUGAAGCGUUGUUGGAUCAGCAGCGGCAGAGAAGUGGUAGUAGUGGACAGGGAGGAGUGGGGAAUGACGAUUGUGUGUUGUUUGGGAAGAUUGUUGUGCUAGCGGAUUCGAUCUCAAAGUACGGAUACACUCAUGCGACUCAUGGCUGGCUUGGGUUCUUGGCGGACGAGUGGGCGGGUCGUGCUGACGUUGUUCUUCGAGGAUUUCCAGAGUACAACACCCAUUGGGUCAAAUCGAUCUUUCCUGAAAUCCUCCACCAAGAGUCCCCCUCUGUCGUCCUUGCAGGCAGCAACGGAGCUUCUACAGGCACCACCAUAGGAGCCAUCAAACUGGUGGUCAUUGCUCUGGGCACCGACGACGCGUCGUUCCCCAACACGCGUCAUCACGUCUCCCUGUCGGCCUACAAGGACAACCUCCGCACACUCAUCAACACCAUCCGCUUUCCCGACUCUCCCAACUACUCGCCCGAUACCCAAAUCAUCCUGGUCACCCCCGCACCUGUCGACACCGAGAUGUGGGCCGCAUCCCUUGCAGCCAUCAACUUGCCACUAGACCGGUCCAAUAAUAUCACAGAGGAGUACGCACAUGCCUGUGUCGAGGUUGGAGAAGAGCUCCAUGUCCCUGUGGUCGAUCUGUGGUCCGAUAUCGAUUGUCAAGUCCAGGGGACGUGUGAUCUUCACGAGUCUAACCGUCUGCCAGAUUUCCUGAUGGAUGGCUUGCACCUGAAGCGACUUGGGAAUGAGGUCCUGUACAAGGGGAUCUUGAACGCGGUCGCGCAUCAUUAUCCGCAUCUCCAUCCAACCUGCUGGCCUAGUGUUUAUCCUGGCUACACCGAGUCCUCGAGUCCCAACGAGUAUGCGCUCAAGCGACCAUGUGUUAGCAGGCACUGA
This is a messenger RNA of Linnemannia hyalina, 1428 nucleotides long. The record is from the annotation of a GenBank genome assembly. NCBI's taxonomy places the organism in Eukaryota, Fungi, Mortierellomycota, Mortierellomycetes, Mortierellales, Mortierellaceae.